Messenger RNA from Alternaria novae-zelandiae, 2160 nucleotides. RefSeq lists its product as uncharacterized. Gene Ontology annotation, cellular component: nucleus. The coding region runs from base 1 to 2160 and encodes 719 amino acids. The record is from RefSeq and is a predicted model, not a curated record. Gene Ontology annotation, molecular function: DNA binding; 5'-3' DNA exonuclease activity; 5'-flap endonuclease activity. The transcript is spliced from 3 exons. Gene Ontology annotation, biological process: DNA recombination; DNA double-strand break processing; mismatch repair. NCBI's taxonomy places the organism in Eukaryota, Fungi, Ascomycota, Dothideomycetes, Pleosporales, Pleosporaceae.
AUGGGCAUCUCAGGCCUCCUUCCGCUACUCAAGUCGGUUCAGCAACCAUGUACUCUCAAGAAAUACGCCGGCAAGACGAUAGGCGUCGACACCUAUGGCUGGCUCCACCGCGCUACCGCGACCUGUGCGAUUGACCUGGCGCUCGAAAAGCCGACGACCAAAUAUGUCGACUUCGUCAUGCACCGCGUCCGCAUGCUCAUCCACUUCGGCGUCACCCCCUACCUUGUAUUCGACGGAGACAACCUACCGAGCAAAGCUGGCACAGAGAAAGACCGAAGGGAACGAAGAAAGGAGGGCAAGAGGCUCGGGCUGGAACUCCUCAAGGUCGGAAAGACGGCACAGGCGCAACAGGAAUUGCAGAAGAGCGUGGACGUGACACCGGAAAUGGCGCGGAUGGUCAUCGAAGAACUGAAGCAGCACAACAUCGAGUACGUCGUCGCGCCUUACGAAGCUGAUUCGCAGCUCGCAUACCUGGAGCGGAAGGGCAUCAUUCAUGGGGUCUUGUCCGAAGACUCCGACCUACUCGUCUUUGGCGUCAAGUGCCUGAUAACAAAGCUGGACAAAUACGGAGAAUGCAUCGAGGUCAACCGGAAUCAUUUCACUGCCUGCAGGGAGGUCAGCUUCGUGGGAUGGUCUGACGCCGACUUCCGAAGAAUGUGUAUCCUGAGCGGUUGUGAUUAUCUCUCAGGUAUUGGUGGACUUGGCCUGAAGACUGCCCAUCGAAUGUUGCGGAAGCACAAGACUGUCGACCGUCUAGUCAAAGCUGCGCAAUACGACGGCAAGCUCAAGGUGCCCGCUGGCUUCUUGGAGUUGUUUGACCAGGCUGAGAAAACCUUCCUUUACCAAUGGGUCUACUGUCCGGUCGCCAAGCAGCUGGUCAAUCUUACGCCACUCGAAGAAGGGGUUGAUCUCGCCGAUAUGCCCUAUAUCGGAGAGGAGGUACCAGCGCACCUCGCCACCGGUGUUGCAAGUGGUGACCUAUACCCACGCACAAAACUCCCGAUGAGCAUCACGAGCAACAGUAGGCCUGGCAGGAAUUCGUUUGGUCCCUCUCGAAGAGCCUCGACAAUUGUUCAGACACCCGACGCGAAAGGCUCAAAGCCGAUUGAUUCGUUCUUCAAGCCUAAGCGUACGCCGUUGGCCGAAUUGUCGCCAAAUGUUUUUACACCAUCACCUAGUCAGCAAGUAUUGCUGGAACAACAGAGAGAGUCAAAUGGAUGGGCCGCAGUACCCGCUCCAAUCUCCCGUUUACGACCGAAUCCUCCGACGCCUAGUACGGCGCCUCAACCACCACGACGCACCAUGACUGAUCCAACUGCGGGUAGACGUUCGGUUCCGCAUCCUUCUAAGAGACAACGACUGUGCUCCGAUUCUGUCUCCGAGACACUCGCCGCUGGCGACGAUGGUGUUGUGCGGAGCCAAUUUUUCGCACCUUCUAUACCAGAACCAAGCCCAACCUUGCACCGAGAGAAGAGUAGGAGGAGGAAGACCGACCAGGACUUCGAGCUCUAUUCGGAUGACUCAAUACAGGAGGUUAUGGCCGAAGUGGCUGAUCUAGAGCAAGCGGCAUCUGCCCCCAAGAAGAAGCUACGGGUCUUCAGUGAUACACAGUCCAGCUUUAGGAGCGAAUCACAGUCGACGGUCUUCUCCAGGGGCAGCACUGCGCAAUCACAAGAUACUAUCGGCACUCUCACGCCGGCAUCCUCCCCCGAGCCCGAGACCGUCUUCAGCGCUGCAAUCUCAUCCACAAUGAGUGAGCUGCGAUCAAAGUUCACAUACAAGUCUCCCUCGCCAGCACCGAGUAUACCAAGAGCUGGUAAGAGUCGUCUGAACCGUCGGCCCACUGAGGCAUGGCAACCUACACCACCAUCUCAAGCUUCUGCUCUUACAGUCUUUUCGGCGCCCGAUGAGGAACCCAUCAUCCCCGGAACACCGUCCAAGAAAGAUAUAGACGUGAAACUUGCAGUCUCUGCUUGGGCGGCUGUAGAGGCCGAGGUAGUCAUAGCCGCGAGCUCACCGCCUCCUAUGACGCCUGCGAAGAGGAGGAGAUCAUCACUGAAGGGGAGCGAAGACCUCCUUGUUCCGGAUAGCGAAGCCGAGAGCGAGUGCUCACCCCGAAAACCGUUGUUUAACCUUAAGCGAUUUGCAUUUGCUGGUUAG